AUGCACAUCCAAACCCUAACAAUUCAGGGUUUCAAGUCCUAUCGCGACAGGACGGAAAUUGAGCCCUUCUCACCUGGACACAAUGUCGUUGUCGGGCGCAAUGGAAGCGGGAAGAGUAACUUCUUCGCCGCGAUUCGAUUUGUCUUGGGAGACGCAUAUUCAUCUAUGUCGCGUGAGGAAAGACAAGCAUUGUUGCAUGAAGGCGUAUCCGUCACUUCAACACUCUCGGCUUAUGUCGAAAUUGUGUUCACCAAUCAGCCUGCUCGUUUCCCGACCCCAAAUCCCACCGUAACUAUUCGACGAACCAUUGGUCUUAAGAAAGACGAAUACACGUUGGAUAAAAAGAGCGCGUCCAAGGCAGAUGUGAUGAGCUUGCUAGAAAGUGCCGGGUUCAGCAGAGCAAAUCCAUAUUACAUCGUACCUCAAGGCAGAAUUACUGCUCUUACAAAUGCCAAGGAUCACGAACGCCUUGCUCUGCUUAAGGAAGUAGCCGGAACUAAAGUGUACGAACAGCGCCGCACCGAAUCGCUCCGAAUCAUGGACGAGACAUCAUCAAAACGGCAAAAGAUCAGCGAACUCCUUGACUACAUUGAUGGUCGUCUAAACGAACUAGAAGAGGAAAAAGAAGAGCUGAAGGAAUACCAAGAGAAGGAUCGAGAGCGAAGAUGUCUCGAAUACGCUCUCUUUGAGAGGGAAUUGCAAGAGGUUACUGGUGCUCUCGAAGAAUUGGAAGAUGAACGGCGGGGAGAAGUUCACGGCGUGAAUGUAAGGCGCGAGGCAUUUAAUGAACGAGAAAAGGAAAUACAGGCACUUGAAGAAGAAAUCAAACAAACGAAGCAUAGCACUACGACGCUUUCGCUGAGCAAGCAUGGCUUUACUAGCGAGAUCAACGACCUUAUCCGAUCUCGGACAGAGUUAGAAUGUAAUAUCGAAGACUUACAAGCAGCGAAGGAGCGUGCCGGUGGGAAACGGGAAGAACUGGAGGCCGAACUUGAAGAAGUCAACGCUAAGAUAGCAGAGAAGGAGCAUACUCUGCAAGCACUGAACCCGCGAUGGGAUGAGCAUCGAGCUCGAGAAGCAGAGGAACGUCUUCGCCUCGACGAGGCUCGUGCCCACCUCGAAAUGCUCUACGAAAAACAGGGUCGACUAAGUCGCUUCCGUAGUCGCGCAGAACGCGACCAGUUCCUCUCGGCUGAGAUCGCUUCUCUUCGUGCUUACAAGGACAAGCAAUCGGUCAACUUGAGGGCCGCAGAGCGCGAUCUCCUUGCUUCACGCGAUGCAUUGGCUGCGCUUUCCAAAAAGUCGGAAGACGUACAAGGACGUUUGGAAGACCGUCGCGAUAAGGGACGCGAGUUGUCUGAAGAGCUUUCUAAAGUAAAAGACAAGCAUGCAGAGCUGUUGGAAAAAAGGAAGGAGCUUUGGCGUGAGGAUGCCAGGCUCACAAGUACAACUGGGCACGCUGAGAAUGAACUGCGCCAGCAUGAGCGUGACUUGGCGAGUAUGAUGGACAAGGAUACGGGAGCCGGCCUACGAUCUGUAGAAAGGAUUGCGGAGCGACACGGCCUUCGUGGUGUUUAUGGUCCUCUUUACAAACUAUUCGAGGUAACAGAUAAGAAAUUUAACACGGCCGUCGAACUCACCGCUGGCAGCAGUCUAUUCCACGUAGUUGUGGACACAGAUGAGACAGCGUCGCGUGUACUCGACAUCAUGUUAAAGGAGAAGACGGGUCGUGUCACGUUCAUGCCCUUGAACCGCCUGAAGCCGAAGGACGUCGCAUAUCCCAAUGCACCAGAUGCCAUCCCACUCAUCAACAAAUUACGGUUUGAUCCCAUACAUGAAAAGGCGUUCAAACAAGUUUUCGGCAAGACGUGCGUUUGUCGUGACCUUUUCAUCGCCGCAGCAUAUGUCCGCAGCCACAAUCUCAACACCAUCACGCUUGAUGGAGACAAAGUCGACCGCAAGGGAUCACUAACUGGUGGUUAUCAUGAUGUGCGGCGGUCACGUAUUGAUACGAUUCGCAGUGUGCAGUCGUGGCGUGAGAAGUACGAUUCGGACAAAGCAACGCUUGCGGAGGUCAAACGCGGGAUUGUAGUAAUUGAACAGGAGAUCACGCAACUUGUCGGUCGUAUCCAAGUCCUCACCACGCAGAGGGAGAAAUUGCAAAACUCUCGUGACCCACUUGUGGAAGAGGCUACCUCGUUAACAAGAGAGCAUGAGCGCCUGAGGGAUAGGAUUUCCAAAGGAGAACAGGAUGUUGACGAACUUCAAGCAGAACUUGCUGGAUUGCAGGUGAAGAUUAACGACCAAGAGCAAGAAAUGAAAACGCCCAUGGCUAGGGGUCUCAGUCCCGAGGAGGAAAUGACGAUUGCUCGAUUGACAAAGCAAGUUGAAGCACGACAGGCAACUCUUGUCCAACUAGGCAAAGCUAAAAGCGAGCUGGGCAGCCAGAAGAAUCUCCUUGAGAUUGAGCUUAAUGAGAGUCUCCGCCGUCGAAGGGAAGAAUUGCAGGCAAAACUAGAAUCUCUUGGAGAAGCGGACUCUGGGGCAGCAUUUAGCGCAGAUGACUAUGACGCACGUGUCCGAGAGCUCAAGGCAUUGAACAAGUCCAUUCCAACAUUGUCUGAUAAAUGCAAAGAUAUGGACAAAGAGAGUGAUAAACUCUCUGUGAAGUUGCAAGAACUCCGGACGAAGCUUGAGGAGAUGCAAAACCAACAAUCAGAGGACAGCAAAGGCAUCUCAAGGCAACAGAAAAACACGGAACGAUAUAUCGCAAAGAAGCAGAUGCUGAUAAAUCGUAAGGAUGAUUGUAAUCGCAACAUUCGCGAUCUUGGUGUAUUACCUGAAGAAGCGUUUGAGAAAUAUACGAACGACAAGCUUGAUCGGCUCGUCAAGAAGCUGCAUACAGUGAAUGAAGGCCUGAAGAAGUUUGCACAUGUGAACAAGAAAGCAUUUGAGCAGUAUAAUAACUUCACGAAGCAGCGCGAUCAGCUCCUAUCUCGGCGCGAAGAGCUCGACAAAUCAGCGAAGUCCAUCGAAGAGCUCAUUCAGGUGCUCGAUAUGCGCAAAGAUGAAGCAAUUGAGCGGACAUUCAAGCAGGUUGCCAAAAACUUCGAGGAAGUUUUCGAGAAGCUUGUACCUGCUGGUAAGGGGCGGCUUAUCAUACAGCGACGCAUUGAUCAGGACGAGGACGACAUGGAGGAGGAUGAGGAUACUCAGCGAUCUUCGGUUGACAACUAUACGGGAGUUUCGAUAAAGGUGUCGUUUAACUCGAAGGUCGAUGAGGGUUUGCGCAUACAGCAAUUAUCUGGUGGUCAGAAGUCGCUGGUAGCACUUGCCACUGUCUUUGCAAUCCAGAAGUGUGACCCAGCCCCGUUCUAUUUAUUCGACGAAAUUGAUGCGAACCUGGAUGCUCAGUACCGAACGGCAGUGGCAUCUAUGAUCCAUGAGCUAUCUGCUUCCGCGCAAUUCAUUACGACCACGUUCCGCCCAGAAAUGCUUGUCACCGCGGACAAAUUCUACGGUGUGACGUUUAAUAAUCAAAAGGUUAGCUCCAUUCGGAGCAUUCGGAGAGAGGAGGCACAAGAAUUCGUUGAUCAGGUACGUUUGGACGCCAAGUGA
Fomitiporia mediterranea MF3/22 is the source of this 3618-nucleotide messenger RNA. RefSeq names its product structural maintenance of chromosome protein 3. The coding region runs from base 1 to 3618 and encodes 1205 amino acids. Gene Ontology annotation, molecular function: protein binding; double-stranded DNA binding; ATP binding. The record is from RefSeq and is a predicted model, not a curated record. Gene Ontology annotation, cellular component: chromosome. The transcript is spliced from 14 exons. Gene Ontology annotation, biological process: mitotic sister chromatid cohesion. Lineage: Eukaryota; Fungi; Basidiomycota; Agaricomycetes; Hymenochaetales; Hymenochaetaceae.